This is a messenger RNA of Punica granatum (pomegranate), 1209 nucleotides long. The record is from RefSeq and is a predicted model, not a curated record. NCBI's taxonomy places the organism in Eukaryota, Viridiplantae, Streptophyta, Magnoliopsida, Myrtales, Lythraceae.
AAAGCUUCGUACCGGACUACGAAUCUUCACCAUUCAAGAAGAGAUAAUUGAAUCUACUGAUAUAUAUAGCUACGGAAACGCAAAUGGCACGUAUGGCUGCUCUGGUGCUGGCCCUGGCUCUGGCCUUGGUGAGCCUUGUGAGCCCUUGCCAAGGCGCCCUCCAGGCAGGCUUCUACAAGGGGAAGUGCGGGAAAGCUGACGUCGAGGGGGUGGUGCGACGUGUUGUGGUGGCUCAAUUCAACAAGGACCGUACCAUCACGGCGGCAUUGCUUCGCAUGCAGUUCCACGACUGCUUCGUAAAUGGAUGUGAUGCAUCGAUACUGCUUGAUGGGAAAAACAGUGAAAAGACUGCUUCUCCGAACUUGAGCGUGAGAGGGUACGAGAUCAUCGACGCUGCCAAGACUGCAGUGGAGGCCCUAUGCCCCGGAGUCAUCUCUUGCGCUGAUAUCAUCGUGAUGGCCACUCGGGACGCUGUGUCAUUGAGCGGAGGAGGGCAAUACCCGGUGCAGACUGGAAGGAAAGACGGGCUCGUAUCACUUGCCUCGAACGUCAAUCUUCCCGGCCCUUCAUUUUCUGUUUCGCAGGCCAUAUCUGCAUUUGCUCAGAAGGGACUCUCUGCAACAGACAUGGUCUUUCUUCUAGGAGGUCACACUGUCGGGGUUGCGCACUGCUCGUUCUUCCAAGACCGCCUCUACAACUUCCAGAACACCGGAAAGCCCGAUCCAACCAUGGACCCUGCCCUUGUCCGUACCCUCAGAUCGAGGUGCCCUGAGAAAUCUAAGGUCGAUAACACUGUGAACCUUGACCAGAACCAAUUGAGUGCAUUGACCGUCGACAACUCUUACUACAAACAGCUCCAGGCUCACCGGGGCAUCCUACAGAUUGACCAGGAGCUCGCUCUGGACAGGCUCACCAAUGCCACCGUGUCAAAGAUCGCCAAGAGCUUGGAUUUCUCAACCAAGUUUGGCGAGGCCAUGGUCAAGCUCGGAGCUCUCCAGAGCGGCUCACCCGGUGAGAUCCGGAAAUCUUGCCGUGCAGUCAAUCCAUCGAGGAGCAAGUGACUUCUUUCAAGAGCAACUUAAUAUUGAAGGAGUUCUGAUUAUUUUGUUAUCAAUUUCCUAUUCUAUUGCUGCUUUUGCUAAUUUUGAUUGAUCUUUGAAGUUCCUAUGUUGGAAAGAUGAUUGUAAUCAUGUUAUAUUAUCAUUUAAC